Molecule: messenger RNA, 2719 nt
Organism: Aedes aegypti (yellow fever mosquito)
Lineage: Eukaryota; Metazoa; Arthropoda; Insecta; Diptera; Culicidae
Product: probable RNA-binding protein 19
Exons: 5
Coding region: 109-2691 (860 amino acids)
Cellular component (GO): ribonucleoprotein complex; nucleus; cytoplasm
Molecular function (GO): mRNA binding
Source: RefSeq, a predicted model, not a curated record
UCGGAUGUAAAUAAAUAUCACAGUCCAAUCAGUUUCGGUGCGGUGCGAAUGUGCAAAAUUCGUUAAAGUUGUUCAAAAUUUCUGUUUGAUGCAAAGUUUUCAUAAAAAAUGUCUCGUAUAAUCAUUAAAAACAUCCCGAAUGGGAUUACAGAGUCCAAGCUGAGAGAUCAUUUCAGCCAAUGUGGAAUCGUGACGGAUAUCCAGUUGAAGUACACCCCGGAGGGUAAGUUCCGAAACUUUGGAUUCAUUGGAUACGAAACGGAAGACCAAGCAUCGAAAGCAAUAAGCCACUUCAACAAUACAUUCCUGAGGACUUCGAAGAUAAGUGUAGCUCCAUGUGCUGCUCUGAAUGAAGCUAAGAGCCUGAAAGUUUGGAGCAAGUACAGCAAGAGCAAACAGGAUGUAAAGGAUUUGCAGAAGCAACUGGAGGAUGUGACUGUGAAACCGAUCAAGAAGAAGGGAGAAACGGCUGACGACAUCUUGCAGAAGCACAAAAAUGAUCCACUGUUUAAGGAGUUUGUGCAGGUGCAGAAUAAGGCCGGUACUGCCGUUUGGGACAAUCAGUUGCAACAAACCGACAGUGAAGGUUCUGGUAGUGAAGAUGAACCAGAGGAGCAGGAACCGGAAAAGUCUGAAAUCAAGAAAGAACCAAGCGUCGAUAAGAAGAAGGAGCUCAAAGUGGCGAACCUAUUCGUGGUCAAAAUUCACAAUAUCCCAUCGAAAACCAAACGGCAGGAUUUGCUUCGAUUUUUCAAACCGGUGAAACCGUACUCCAUUCGGAUCCCCCCGAAGCAAAAGGGCUUUGCUUAUGUGGGUUAUAAAACGGAAGGAGAGCUGAAGAAGGCACUACUAAAAGACAAAAGCUUUCUGGGUGGAAAACAGGUCAAGGUGGUUGAUUUCACGGCUAAAGAUCGACUUCGGUCCGAGGAGGAAAAGAGCCAGCUCAGCAAGAAGGAAAACCCCAAAUGGAUCCGGCAGAAGGAAUCGGUAUGCAGCGAGAGUAUAAUUGAGACGGGGAAGCUGUUCUUUCGAAACCUGGCCUAUUCGGUCAAGGAGGACGAUUUGAAGCAGCUUUUCGAAAAGUAUGGACCAGUGGCGGAGAUUGAUUUGCCAAUCGAUUCUAAUACCAGGAAGUUGAAGGGCUUUGGUAUGGUUACUUUCCUCAUGCCAGAGCAUGCUGUUCAGGCGUACAGUGAGUUGAACGGUACCUUCUUCCACGGACGAAUGUUCCAUCUACUGCCUGCCAAAGUUGAUGAGACCAAACAAGAGGUGGACGAGGACGACGCGAGUCUAAACUUCAAACAGAAAAAGGAACUAAAACUGAAGAAAACGGCACAGUCGUCGCAUAAUUGGAACACCCUGUUCAUGGGGGAGAAUGCCAUUGCAGAAGUUGUCGCGAAAAAGUACGGCAAAACCAAGGAGGAAGUGCUGAGCACCGAAGGAACGACCAGUGCUGCGGUUCGGCUGGCGCUCGGGGAAACCGAAAUCGUUUCCGAGAUGCGACAGUUCCUGGUAGAUAAUGGCAUUCAUUUGGAUGCGUUCAAUGGGGUUCCCAAGGCCAGAUCCAAUACGACGAUCAUAGCAAAGAAUUUGCCAGCCGCUACGGAAUUGAACGAGCUGAAGGAACGUUUCGACAAAUUCGGACUGCUAGGAAGAGUGAUACUUCCGCCUAGUGGUGUGUCAGCGGUUAUCGAAUUCCUGGAUCCCAGUGAGGCUAAGAAGGCGUUCAAAAAGUUGGCCUAUUCACGCUUCAAGUCGCUUCCCCUCUAUCUCGAGUGGGCUCCAGAGAACAUAUUUGCCAAGCCGAACACAUCGGUGAAGGAAGAUACUGAAGGUGAAAGUACGAAAAUCAAAAAGCCAAAGGCACCACCUAAAGACGAGCAGGAGCUCAAGGAACCAAUGCCAGAACCCGUGGAACCUGAGAAAGAUGAAUACUCUGACCUAUCGCCAGAGGAAGGCACAACCUUGUUCCUCAAAAACCUAAGUUUCCAAACGAAUGAGGAAAGUAUUCGUAAGACUUUUAGGAACAUGGGCCCGAUCCAUUCAGUGCAAGUUGUUCGCAGGAAGGACGGCGGGAAGAACGAAAGUCGUGGGUAUGGGUUCAUUCAGUUCAAACUCCGCAAGUCAGCUGAUUCGGCUUUGAAGAAUUUGCAAUCAGUUCACAUAGAUGGAAGGAAGGUUGAGCUUUCCCGAAGUGAUAGGACACUUAACACUGAAGCUGACACACAUGGUAGGAAAGCAAGUAAACUGAAGAAACAGACCGGCACCAAAAUUCUGGUCAGGAACGUUCCGUUCCAAGCAAAUGCUAAGGAAAUUCGGGACUUAUUCAAAGUUUUCGGAGAGCUUAAAUCGGUGCGCUUGCCGCGGAAGAUGGUAUCCAGCGCGGAUGAGAGCCACAGAGGGUUCUGUUUCGUGGAUUUCGUUACGGAAAAUGAUGCCAAGCAAGCAUUCGAAGCGCUGUGCCAAAGUACCCAUUUGUACGGUCGAAGGCUUGUGCUCGAAUGGGCGGAAGCUGACGAUGGUGUCGAGGAGUUGCGUAAACGGACGGCAGAGAAAUUUGCUGGAACCAGUGGAUCGAGUGAUGCAAAACGAAGUCGCAAAGGUGUUUUCGAUUCUUCGCAAAUGGGAACGCACGAUGCGGAUCGGGCGGAAGAUGUGGAUGAGAGUGGCGAUGAAGAAGGCGGAUUUUGAUUUACAAUAAAGUGUUAUACAAUUGUAA